Suillus bovinus is the source of this 3179-nucleotide messenger RNA. RefSeq lists its product as uncharacterized. The transcript has 3 exons. The record is from RefSeq and is a predicted model, not a curated record. The coding region runs from base 119 to 2971 and encodes 950 amino acids. NCBI's taxonomy places the organism in Eukaryota, Fungi, Basidiomycota, Agaricomycetes, Boletales, Suillaceae.
CCGUCACCAGCGACAUUGUAAAGUGGCCUUUCGCCGCUGCCAGUAUUGACAACGAACAAGCUGCAGAGAACAGCCAAUCUGGAGUCUAUAUCUUAUCCAUGUUAUUUGCAGUCAAAAGAUGCACAGAAAUCGUGUCUCCAAUUAUCAAAAACAAUCGCCCCCAGCAAUGUCUCCUUCCCUCAUCCAUUCCGCAGGCGCCGCCGUAAAUGCCCUCUCUCCAGACGACGAGGACGACAGCGACAUAUGUCCAGUGUGCGAUGGAGAUUGCACCUGCGACAACAAACCGCGCCCCCCACCUGCACCGAUCGCAAGCAAUGGAUUUGCGCGUUCUGUUGUUGCUCCAUCCUCCACCGCUCACGUUCCCGUAAUGCCAUCGCUAAAAAUCAAAUUCACCGUCCCAGCAGGUAUGCAGAACAGAGCACGCUUACUGACACCCCAAAACAAAAAAUCUCGCGCAGAUGGAGUAUCCACUGCAGCAUCCAACACCACUGGAUCAGGAGCCAUAUCUACCCUUGGACAGGCACAGCGUCUUGCUUCGUCAAGCACCACUGGCCAUGGUCAUCACACGACCCAAGAUUCCACAAGUUACAAGCGCAAAGGCCGUCCAUCAAUGAGCAUCGUCGAUGCGCGAAACCCGUCCAGGACUGCGGCAGUAGACCGGCAAAUUCGCGGCAACGAGGCCAACACGUUGCCACAGUCACAAUCACAUCUCCCAUCGCAAUCUCUUCGUGCACACAAACCAGGUGCAUUAAAAGGACCGCGCUCCAAUAUCACGAGUGCUAAACAGCCGAGGACAAAUUUUAAGUCCUCGAGGCCUCCCCAAAACACUAAGGCCCAAGGCACAAUCCCAAACAAGGUCUCGGGUUCGAAGAAGAAGAAGAAGAAGAAGCAGGCCUUAAUCAGUGACGGGUCUGCUUCUGAUCAUGGCGAUCACAGUACUGAUGAUCUAGACGACGAUGAUAUUGAGUCUGGUCAUUUCCCGACUUUUGUUGCUGCUUCAGAUUUGUCGCCGUCGUCAGCAUCCGAUUCCUCUGACUCGGGCAGCGAAUCAUCAAGUUUCGACUCUGAUUCCUCCCUGGAGGCAGAGGAAGAGAGCUACAUUCUUGCAGAACAGAGACGUCAUGACAAAGCACGCGUUCGUCGCGAGCUUUUAGGCGACGAGCCUCAUCGGCGCAAGGAUGCGCAUAAUAAUAAUAAUAAUAAUUGGGUCAUUCGCCCGCGCAAAAAAAGUGUCGGUCUCAGUGAUGUCGACAUGGAUGGUGACAGUGAUGAUCAUACAGAGGAUGAGGACGAGGACGAGGACGAAGGACUGUGUGAUGAGGAGGAAGAUGACGAGACAGAUGGUCAGGCCCCUAGCGUCAUCUACACCGGACUCGCGACUGGUUGGUCGGACGAUGAAGAGUCGAGCUUCGACGCUGAUAUCUUUUUCGACAAUCUUUCUGAUACCAACUCCGAUGACAGCUCGUCAGGAGAUGAGCCUGUUGAACCUCAAGACACCCAGGCCGAUGCUAUGAUAAGUAGCAUUAGCAGCCUGCAGCGUAGUACGGACCUUGAGAUGACGGAAGGAUGGGAUGGCCAGAUUGUCUUUACCAAUGGCUGUGGCGAUGGCCAAGGCGUUUUGGAUCUUGCCUUUGAAGCCACCGCUGCCCAACUGUUAGCUUCGGAUACUGCAUCCAUCAGCCAAGACAGCGAUGUGGAGAUGGGUUCAGAAAUGGGAAUCGGUGGUGGCGAUGGUGACGAUGAGGAGGUUGAGUCCGUGAUUGGUACCAGUGAUGGUGAGACUACAGAAGAGGAACUUGUUGAUGCCAGCGGCUUACCAACGUCGCGCGCCAUGAGGCUCUUCCGUUGGCCUACAAGUGUGUCUUCCAUCAAUCCAUCAUUUACCGUCAGUCCUACAGUCUCGCCAGCUCCUCACAAUCGCCGAUCAACCACGUCGCACCACCGUGAGUCCCCUCGACCUGCCGACAUUCUCGCCAGGAAGGUCUUCUGCGAUGACUCGGACCACUCUCAGACGGACAGCGGCGAAGGAAACGCAUCUCGUUCCAUUCGGAGAAUAUCUCAAUGCGGUGUUCCUAUUAUGGGACACUUUAAGCAAGCCAGUGAUGCCACACAGAAGAUGGCCAUUCUCACUGGGUCGAAUAAAGAUGUUCCGUCUCCUUUUCCUCGCCUCACUCAGAGACGCAGACGCAUUGAUUCUAGCAGCGGUGGAAGUUUCAGUAGCAUCAUGGACGUUCGCGGUCGUACAUCCCGACUCACCAUUUUCACCCCGUCUUCCGCCUUGCCCCCUCCUUCUUCGUCCGAUGAACCCUCGUCACAUACCACCCCUGAGCCCUCACUCGCAGAGCCAAUUGAACUCGACGAUGUGCUAGACUCGUCCUAUCUUGACUCUGAACCAGAGAUGUCACUAGGGAAUGGUACAGCGAGUGAAGGUGAACUCCACCGUCAUUUACAGAGCCUAAGUCGUUGGGACCGAGUUCCUGUCGGUACUUUCCGUCUAACUCGCGAGUCAGCAGCAUCAUCCAAUGACAUCCCCUCGUCUCCUGGCUGGGCAUCCGAACCUCCAAAGACCGCCACAUCUGAUGUGCUGUCCUACAGUAAUGUCAUGAAAAGUAGUCCUCUCAGUACCAUGCUCUGGCACGAUAAGGGACCGCCUCCAAAGGCAACUCCCCGCAAAAACCGAUCGGUUGUCAUAUCUCCUGUACUUCUUCCCGUCCGCGACGGCGACCGCACCCCUACCCAUGUGCCACAUAAUCAACCUUCCCACAAUCAACAGCCUCCUCACAAAACUCGCAAAGAGUCUCGCCGCGAGAUGAAGAUGUUGAAACGCAAAACUCACGGGCCCGUCCACCACCACCACCAUCAGUAUCAUCAUCACAACCACCAUCCUAACAUGAAGUCGCGAAGCAUUGGGUCCGUGCAACGCACCAACUUUUUCAAUUCCCCUAGUUCCGUCCCACCCCUCAAUAUAUGAACAGUACUGACUUUACAACGCCGUAAAUUGCCGAUGACGCAAUAUUUCGAGCACCAAUUCACGAUUUCUUUGUUGUAAAACCUUUGUGCCACCACCUUGUUACGAUCACGCCAUUUGUUGUUGUGGUAUUUUUCAUUCAUGCAUCAUCUAUAUCGCCCAUGUUGCUUCGCUGUUGCAUUACACAUCGGGUAUUGAUUCAUAUAUCCCA